AUGCUUGGCAUGCCAAAAAUGGUGAAUGAAGUAUUUGCCUUCGACAACAGCCAUGUUUGGUUUAAGAAGUUCAUAGAAUAUUGGUUUCGCGUGGCUCGUGAAAAAGCUCUGGCUCGAGUAACGAAUGCUGUGGAAAUUGAUAAGAUGGUUGCCGUGGAUUCAAGUGUACAGUAUUCAAAUUCUGCUGUUACCGUCACUUCUUGUUUUCAUAAGCUGUGUGAAAUUUGGAAGAGAUUACAAUGGCCUGAUGGCAAAGAAAGGUAUCUUUUUGUCAUGAAAAUAAGCGAAGAUAUAUGCGAAGCAGCUCGACAUUACGCUGAGGAAUUGGGAAAUAAAUUGAAAGCCAACAACUAUUACAGCGAUUAUCCUUCCUAUUUUGGUGUAAGCAAAUCGUUAUGCAUCACAAUAAAUAAUGUGCCCUACACUCAAAAAUGGCUGACAGAGCUUGAUAGGCACUUAAACUGGCACAGUGUCAUCAGAGACAUGAGACUUGCGCAUGACAAUGAGACGGCAACGGAAUCCGAACUCACUUUGAUACAGUUAUCCGAAAACACACAAGAAGUUCUGUUCAAUAAAAUGGACGAAAUGAUUGAUCAUAUUGUAAUGAAGAUGUCCAUAGACUUGAAAAGAUUUAUUUCCGAACUCGUGAGCAGCAACGAAGACAUUGAGAUUGCCGAUGCAAUGGAUCCGUUACUCGCAUACCUUGAAAAAUCAUUGAGAACAUUUUACGAGACUUUUGUUCGUCCUGUUUUUGAAAGGACGUUGCUUAAUCUUUGGAAUGGACUCGUAACGAUUGUUGUCAAUACCAUCAAAAAUGAUAAAGGGAGAUCGCCAAAUUUCUAUCAACGAACGAAAAAAGUCAUAAAGGUUCUAACUAAUUUUUUUGGCGUCGAUGGCUUCGGUAUACCAAGUGAGAACAUGAUAAAUGACGAAUUACAGGAACUCCUUGACGAUCUUGGUAUUCGUCAGUUUACAUCGGAGAGACUCAUAGAAGAAUACUAUGCUGAGAAAAUGAUCGAAAUGUUGGAAAAACCGCGUGAUUUAGGAGAACUGGCGCUGAAAAUGUUUUACGAUUCUAGAAAUGAAAAUCUCCACAUUGAACUGUUGAAUGGUAGAAAUUUACCUGCAUUAGACUCAAAUGGUUUCAGUGAUCCGUAUGUUAGGUUGACACUUGCUCCACGUCAUCUCUUUCCCAUGGCAACAGUGGAAAGGACUGCCGUACAAUGGAAAACGCUUUUUCCACUGUUUGAUGCGAAGUUUCAAUACUCCGUUUCGGCUGAGUCAUGUAAGCAGCAUGGUGCCCACGUUCAAUUGACCGUAAUUAAUAAUAACGUUCUGACAGAUGACGUGGCUGGUCAGGUGUUUGCAUCACUCAAUGAUGUCCCAGGCCUCGAGACCAAAAUCCCGAACACUUUCGCUGCUUUUGAACAAGUCUUAUUGCCCGUCAUUCACCCCACCCUGAAGGGAAAUAUUUUGAAAUUUUGGAAGCAAGAAGCGACGAAUUGGCGAUGAAAUUCGUGAAAGAAAGACAAGAUAUUUACCAAAAACUUUUACUCGUACGGAAUAAAGCAAAAGGGAAAACUCCUUAACUUGCGUGUAACUUGCAAACUGGAAAAAUGUUCAGACAAGAACAGUUGAAAGGGCAGACUGUCGAAAUGAAUGUUGGGAUACUUCUGGGCUCUUUUUUUUUCAUUCAUAACGUAAAUGUUUUGCUGAAAAUUUACUUCCGUCCAUAAUUUAUUGUAGGUAGUUCUAUUUUUUUCGUAUUGCUCUUUUGUGAUUAGUUUCCUUCAUUCUGUAGCAUCCAUCAGAAUGAUAUUGGUGGAAGUUAUAAAAAAAUAGCCAUUGUUGUAAAUAAUUUAAUGAAGUCACUUAAUUUAAAGGACGAUGUCUUUAUCUACAUGUGCUAAGUGGUUGUGUAAAAAUUUUUGCUAAUUUAUUUAUUGUUAAUAAAAUACUAUUCUACGCA
Molecule: messenger RNA, 1969 nt
Organism: Xenia sp. Carnegie-2017
Lineage: Eukaryota; Metazoa; Cnidaria; Anthozoa; Malacalcyonacea; Xeniidae
Product: BAI1-associated protein 3-like
Exons: 17
Coding region: 1-1512 (503 amino acids)
Source: RefSeq, a predicted model, not a curated record